AUGGCGAACAGUCUCGAGCAGCUGGCGAAUGAGAUCCAGGGCGGCGUGGACCUCAUCGCCGCUGGGCCGCAUGAGCGGGACCUGACAAAUUUGAGUGAAACGGAGCUCCAGGAGCUGGCAAACCACCCAACGGCACAGUCUUUCACCCUGCCCCAGUACCUGGAGGAGAGAAUCAUCAAGCUGCGCAAGACUUUAGGGAACAUGCGGGACUCGGGCAAACCGCCCCCCGCGGAGAAGUACGCCUGCCUCGACGGGCUGAGGGCCAAACUGAAGCUGGCACAGAUGCGGCAGCACGGGAAAUCCUUUCUUGACAACUCACUCAAAGCUGUGAAGGCAAACCAGGAGGUGCUGGCAGAGGAGGAGGAGUUGCAGCGCGCGGUUGGUGCGGCCCCGGGCGUUCAGGCUGCUGCCCGGCGCGUGACGCCGAACUCCAUGCGGCAGCAGCCUCCCCAGAACGGCCCGCAAUGCAACGGAAAUCGCCAGCUUCAGGCGGGGCUGGCGAAGCAGCAGCAGCAGCAGCAGCAGCAGCAGCAGCACCAGCAGCAGCAGCAGCACCAGCAGCAGCAGCAGCACCAGCAGCAGCAGCAGCAAAAGUGGCAGCAGCGACAGCAGCCGUUCCAGCCAAUACAGUCAGCGCAGCAGAACAGGCUUGGGUCGCUGUCGCUGACGCGGUCGCAGCCACGGCAGCAGCAGCAGUACGAGCAGCAGCGUCAGCCGCCCGUGGCCCCAGGCAACUUCAGAACGCAGCUGCAGCCCCCGCUGCUCUCGCGCCCAGGCCAGCCAAGCAUGCACCCAGCGCCCAUCAAAGGAGCGGCUUCCAAGGGCGUUGAGGGCUUCCUCAAUAUUUCGGUCGGGCGCUGCCACAUAUGCCGAGAUGAGUUUCACAGCCACAAGCUGCAGGGCGCGGAGGGCGGCCCCAAGAUCUGCGCGGGGUGCUUGGCCAACCAGAACAACGAGAUGGAGGCGGUCAAGCGGCAGGCGCGGGCCGGCGGCCCCGCGCGCGCGAGGGGCAGGGGCGCGGCGGGCGGGCAGGCGGCGGGCGCUGCGGCGAGGGGCGCGGGAGCUCACGGCAACCAGGGGCACAAGGACGCGCCCAUUGUUCUCGAGGACAGCGACGAGGGCGAAGACGACGGCGCGCGCCACCCCGCGCCCCCGCGCACCGCCGCCGCGGCCGCUGCGGCCGCAGCCAAGGCAGCGCGGCACGCAGCCAACGCGGUCCUGCAGCCGAGCCAGCGCUUCCCGGUGCGCUCGCCCGCGCCCCCGCCAGCGCCUUUGCCCCCGAGCUGCUAG
Monoraphidium neglectum is the source of this 1290-nucleotide messenger RNA. RefSeq lists its product as hypothetical. The transcript is spliced from 7 exons. NCBI's taxonomy places the organism in Eukaryota, Viridiplantae, Chlorophyta, Chlorophyceae, Sphaeropleales, Selenastraceae. The record is from RefSeq and is a predicted model, not a curated record. Bases 1 to 1290 code for a protein of 429 amino acids.